GCUCAGUUCUUAUCGAGUAUAAAGGACCUCGAGUUGGGCAGGCUAACUUCAUUCGAUCACAGAUUCACAGCUAGCCAGCAUCAAGUCUACAGAGUUCCAGAAGGAGGAAAAGUACAUUAAACUAAAGAGUUGUCUUGAUUGAGUUCGCAAAACUAAUAAGACGAACGAAAAAUGUUGUCGGAGAAAUUGAUUUUCAUUCUCCUGCUCGCAGCCGUUGCCACGGCUAUCCCACGACCCGAUGACAGCGAAGAGUCCAAGGCCGAUGACGACGAUGAUUGCUCACUGCCGGCCAUCCAACCAGGAGCCAAAAAAAGCUGUCGUGCGUUUUUAACCCGUUGGACAUUCAAUGACGGCGCCUGCCAACAAAUCACUUACGGCGGAUGUGGAGGCACGAAAAACCUCUUCGAAACCGAAUACGCUUGCAACGCUAAAUGCAAUAGGAAAGCUUUGCUUCGAGGACCGGGUGCUCGAUCCAGCGAAUCCGCACCUUCUCCGUGCCACUUACCGUCGGCUGCCGGUUAUUGCCGUGCUCACAUCCCCAGUUUUUACUUUGAUUCGGUAUCCGGUGAAUGCAAAUCGUUUGUCUACACCGGGUGCAAGGGAAAUGCAAACAAUUUUUUUUCCAUGGAAGACUGCCGAAAGACCUGCAAGGUCAGGCAGAUAGUUGCAGUAACGCUUCCUGCUACUAUUAAAGAUUCUGCAAAGACCGUGAGUGACAUUUGCAGCCUUCCACCCGACAAUUCGAAAACCACAGGCCGUGCUUGUAUGGCUUUUGUUCCAUCCUGGACUUUUAAUUCCACUUCGAAUAAAUGUGAAAGUUAUGUUUACGGAGGGUGCGGCAAAACGGCUAAUCUUUUCAGAACGGAAGAAGCCUGUCAAUCCACAUGCGGAUCAACAGCCAAAACUGUUAUCCACGCCUCAGUUCGAAAUCAGGAAUCAUGUCUUCUUCCUGUCGCCAAGGGUCCUUGUUUCGGCUUCAUGAAACGCUACGGUUUCAAUAAGGAAAAGAAUAGGUGUGAACUGUUUACUUAUGGAGGUUGCCAAGGAAACAGUAACAAUUUCGCAACUGCUGAUCAAUGUUUUGACGCAUGUGGAGGCGCUUUGCCCAGUUUGGCCUCCGAGUGCGAGCAAGUAACAUGUCCCAUUUCGAACAAACGAUAUUUUGAGAGAGGAUGUCGACCAGAUUACAAAGGAAAGGCUUGUUGCCCGACUAGUUUCAGCUGCCCUGAUGAUAAAUCAGCCAAAGGUGUUUGCCAUUACGGCGGAGUGACUUACCAAUUGGGACAGAAAGUUCACGCCGUGACUGAAGACCAGCCGUGCAAAACAAAUUGCUUCUGCGUUAGCAGUGUCGAGCAUCAAGACGGAGCGACAAUUAAAUGCAGCGACGUGGAGUGUCCAUUAGUGGAUCCGCCAGCUAAUGGCAAAGAGGGAUGCGAAUUAGUUACGAAACCCAACACUUGUUGCCCUUCUUAUCAAUGCCACGACCAUUCAUCAGAAGAGAAGGAAGUCGAUAUCUGCUUGCUGAACGGCAAAGAGUUCAACAGGGGACAAGCCAUUCCGACUGGAGAUCCAUGCAAAACUUGCACAUGUGUUGAAGGAUUCACAGGAUUGAACGGACCGGGAUGUCGUGACACUCAAUGCCUUAUCGACAAUCGUAUCGGAUGUGUUCCAGUCUACACGGAAAAUGUUUGCUGCCCUACGAGUUACAAAUGCGCUAAAGAUACGGUUGCGGCAGCCGAGAAUAAGACGAGAAUCAUCCGUGUGGAAGGCGGACCCGGUAAACAGAGCGCCGUGACACUUCCGUUCUUGAUUCCCGGAGGAAACGUGAGAAAAUGGCAAGUGAAAGCAGCACUUUGUCUUUUGCCCAGAGAUAUAGGAAGAUGCAGGGCUUCUGUUCCUUCGUUUUACUAUGACGCCGAUCAACUGAAAUGCGUGCUCUUCAAUUUCGGCGGUUGCGACGGAAAUGAAAAUCGUUUCUCAUCUGAGGCCGAGUGUUUGUCAACUUGCCAGCAUUCCGACGUGGCAGAAACUGGUGCGGUUGCCGAACCCGUGGCUACCGAAGAAACCAAAAAGACAGUCGAAGGAACCAAAAAAGUCGCAUCACCUUUCAAACCCAGUGGAGUCGCUGUCACAUUACCGGCGCUGAUUCCCGAAGAUUGGGGUAAAGGGAAAGACUCGUCUUCCAUCAUGCUCCAGCGAUGCUUGAUGCCAAUGCACAUUGGACCUUGCCGGAUGUCUCUUGAAAAAUUCUAUUACGACGCUGAAAAGAAAGAUUGUCUUUUGUUCUUCUACGGUGGCUGCAAGGGCAACUCGAAUCAAUUCGACACAGUGGAGGAAUGUCGACAAACUUGUCGCGUUAAAUCUGAGGAUGUAGCCAAACCGACUACUGCUAUUCAGCAACCGGAUCAAGAUAUAGCUAAAGUCGCUAAGCCAAGCGUGUGUGAAAUGCCACAAGAAGUUGGACCUUGCAAAGGACAAGUACCCGCCUAUUUUUACAACAAGGAUAGUGGAGCUUGCGAGAGCUUCUGGUUUGGUGGGUGUCGGGGCAACGCCAAUCGGUUCGAGACGGAAGCCGAGUGUCAAACGAAAUGCAUUCCAAGUAGCUUGACUCGAGUAUCGGCCGUGAUUGGUGUAAAAGGAGCUGCACCUACUUCGGCACCCUCCUCAGACACUGUUGCCGAACACUGCAAGUUGCCCGCUGACAUUGGCCCUUGCAGAGCUGCCAAGCCCCGCUAUCAUUAUAAUUUGACGGCCGGAGAGUGUCAGCCGUUCAAUUUCGGAGGAUGUAGAGGCAACAACAACAAUUUCCAUACUAUCGAACAAUGUCAGAGCGAAUGCGCUGCUGGUGGCGCCGUCAAUCAACCCCUUUUAUCGUCGAUUAAAGAACACGUCAGAAAAGAAAUGAAUGAAGAGGAAAUCAACAGGUGCAAAUUACCAGCCGAUGUCGGUUUCUGCCGCUCUUUUCAGGAGCGAUUCUAUUACGACAGCAUCGAGAGUCAGUGCAAGACAUUUUCGUGGGGCGGAUGUCGUGGAAAUUCAAACAAUUUUCCCACAUCAGAGGAAUGUAUGGUCACUUGCGACAGACAAGGGAAGUUGGCUGCAGCUGUCACUGCUGACGCUAAGACUACUGGUCGAUUCAGAGCUCCAUCUCGAUUUAGAGCUACUCCCGUCGUCGAAGACACCGCCCAGCCCGAAGUAGAUACCAAGGAGUCUGAAUUAGAAGCUGCCUCAAGGAGAAGCGGCUUGACUUGCAAGUUCGGCAACGAGACACUAAACUUGGGUGAUCGACUUCAGUCGGACGAUCCUUGUGAGGAGUGCGUCUGUUCUACGCCACCAGAGAUCACCUGCACACGGCAAACGUGCCCCCCAUUUCCUGUCCUGAAUGGAGCGGCCACCUGCCGAGAGACGGUCGUUCCCGAUCAAUGUUGCCCCAUCAUUGAAUGCGUCUCCGCCAAUCCACCAGUCCUUGAUCCGCAAACCAUUUGAGUGCUGUGAGUUCAUAUUUCAAUUGAGUGCAGAUGGAAGCUGGGUGGAGCCUGUGAUCGGGCCUUUUGAGUGAUUUUAGUACCGGCAAUGAAGUCUUACUCCGAAAAACAUAUUACACAUAUUUUAUCCAGCACAAGUCAUCCAUAUGAAUUGAUCCUUUCAUUCUCUCCAAAAUCACCUCGCUUGCCUUCAAAUUUAGAUUCAUUUCUUUAAAAGACAUUUAAUUCUCGGGUGCAAUGUUUGUUUGAUUUCAAUAAAGAAAAAUUUCAGUAAAUUAAA
This is a messenger RNA of Daphnia pulicaria, 3765 nucleotides long. Its product is annotated as papilin-like. Lineage: Eukaryota; Metazoa; Arthropoda; Branchiopoda; Diplostraca; Daphniidae. Bases 172 to 3486 code for a protein of 1104 amino acids. Gene Ontology annotation, molecular function: serine-type endopeptidase inhibitor activity; protein binding. The record is from RefSeq and is a predicted model, not a curated record. The transcript is spliced from 21 exons.